CUUUCUCUCAACCAAAUCGGAAGCAAAAUCAUCUCUCCAAAUUCUCCCUCUAAAUUUCCGGCAAAAAUGGCCUCAUCGCCGGCGGUUCUCCCCAUCUCAAACCCACAAACCAUUUCCACCGGGGAAUCUCAGGCCCCUGUCGCCACCCCUGCCUUCCGCGCUUUCAUCAACAACAUCACCGAAACUGUCCGAUCUGGCCUCUCCAAACGCCGUCCGUGGUCUGAACUGGUCGACCGAUCGGCAUUCUCCAAACCUGACUCCAUAACCGACGCGGCUGCCCGGAUCCGUAAGAACUACUCCUACUUCCGUGUCAACUAUCUCACCGUCAUCGCCGCUGUCCUCGGGUUUUCUCUCCUCACAAACCCUUUCUCUCUCAUCAUCCUCGUGGGUCUCCUCGCCGCCUGGCUCUUCCUCUACCUCUUCCGCCCCUCCGAUCCACCGUUGGUGAUCUUCGGCCGUACGUUCUCGGAGCGUGAAACCCUAGGCCUGUUGCUUGUGUCGAGCAUCGUCGUGAUCUUUCUAACAAGUGUCGGAUCUGUACUGAUCUCCGCUUUGCUUCUUGGAACUGCGGUUGUUUCUGCUCAUGGUGCUUUCAGGACUCCAGAGGAUCUGUUCCUUGAUGAACAAGAGUCUGGUGCUUCCACUGGAUUCCUCUCUUUCCUUAGCGGCGCGGCCUCCAACGCCGCCGCAUCCGCCGCCCCAAUUGUUGCUGCCGCUCGUGCCUGAUUCGGUUUCAUCCGAUGUGCGUUUUGCUUUGUCAAAUUGAAAAGGGUAAGUAGUAUAAUGGAAACAAUAGAUUGUGCAGCAGUGAGUCAUCAUCUAUUCAUAAUAUUUUUCUUUAUAUUUGAUUACUAAUUUUGGUGAUUUCCUUUCUGAAGAUAUGUAUUUUGCUUCAAUGUUACUCAACAUUUACGAAUUUGAUUUCAAAAACCCAUUUAUCUUUUC
Molecule: messenger RNA, 945 nt
Organism: Cynara cardunculus var. scolymus (artichoke)
Lineage: Eukaryota; Viridiplantae; Streptophyta; Magnoliopsida; Asterales; Asteraceae
Product: PRA1 family protein B4-like
Exons: 1
Coding region: 67-726 (219 amino acids)
Biological process (GO): vesicle-mediated transport
Cellular component (GO): endoplasmic reticulum; Golgi apparatus
Source: RefSeq, a predicted model, not a curated record